Messenger RNA from Leptinotarsa decemlineata (Colorado potato beetle), 542 nucleotides. RefSeq lists its product as uncharacterized. The record is from RefSeq and is a predicted model, not a curated record. Lineage: Eukaryota; Metazoa; Arthropoda; Insecta; Coleoptera; Chrysomelidae.
GUUCAAAGGUGGCAAGCUAAGAAUAAACUGAAGGGCAAAGGGUAACUUGUUGAAACCCCCAGGAGAUGGCUCCAUAGCUGGUAGAACCGGCCUCAAUCAAUAUAUUCCCGCAAAGCUAGCCGGGAUAAAAUGUUCAGAAUCGGCUUGCAGCUAUGCUUCUUGUUGACCAUUGGCUCAAACUUGGUGGAAAAUAAGGUGAUAAUCAAAAGGAACAUAGAUAGUUCUGUCAAAGUAUAUUUAACAGAGAGAAUCUGCUGGUGGAACGAAAUCUGUAAAGAAGAAUUUCGAAGCCAAUUUCGUUGUAAAUGUCCUGAAUGGUCGUACUGCAGAGCCCCUGGAAAGUACUAUAAUGCUUUUUGUACAAUGACAACAACGGGUUACAUUUGGCAACAACCAGGUUGGAGAGAAGCUGCUGAAAGUCAAUCCUGAAUGUGUUUUUCUCACUGAAUUACUUUGUUAUUUAUAUAAUUCUUUUGUCAAGAGUGAAUAUUUGAAGAAUGUGGUUCCAUUGAUUAUUGUCCCCUAAUAUAAUUCCGACCGAA